AUGACUGGCACGGGCGAGCACAGUGCUGGGCCGGCCAGUGCGCCAGGUGGGCUACGCCAGCCUCCUCCCCUGCUUGCCGCUGCCGUCCGCCCCGCGCCCUCGCCCGCCAGCCCCGCAGCCACCUUGCUCCGCCGCCAGCGCCCGCAGCCCCGCUCCGGCACCCUGCGGCCGCUUCUCCGCUCCGGCACCCUGCGGCCGCUUCUCCGCCCGGCCACGGCCCGCGCGCCCGCGCUCGCGCCCGCACCCUCACCGCUCGGCCGUGCGCCUGCGCCCCUCCCCUUGUCCCGGCAUCGUCGCGUGCUCGCCCGCGCCUCCGCAUUGCCCGCCGCCGCCUGCCUCUGCCCCUGCUGCCGCAUCGGCCAGCAGUGGCCUCUCCCCGCCUCCUACCGCUGCUCCCCUUCCCCGGCGGCUACGACCGCUUGCUGCGGUGGCCGCGGGCGCCCCGCCGCUGCUGCGCCCAACUCCGGCGCCCUGCCAUGCCUCGACGGCCGUCGACGCUCACCCGGGUUCGCCCUGACGGGCGCGUGCCCGUAACUGCUUAACCUCGUGCCCGCUAGGCUCCCCCGGAGCCACUGACGAACGGGCCCCGCCCAGAACGGAAAUUAAAAAAAAAGAAAAAAAAAGUAAUUAAAAUAAUUAAUGAAUUAAGUUAAUUAAUCAUAUUUCACUAAUCUAAUCAAAAUGAAUUAUCCUAAUCUUUUAGGUAACUAUUUAACCAUGUUUAAUUAAUCUGAGUCUAUGACAAACGGGCCCCAUGUGCCAGGGUUGACCUAGUCAACCUAUAGACCUGCUGACAUCAUGUUGAUGUCACGCUGACCCAAUAAUUACCUUUUCUAAUUAAUUAAAAUCUUUUAAUUCCAAAAUUGAAUUAAAGCUUUAAAAAUUAAUAUAAA
Molecule: messenger RNA, 893 nt
Organism: Triticum urartu
Lineage: Eukaryota; Viridiplantae; Streptophyta; Magnoliopsida; Poales; Poaceae
Source: RefSeq, a predicted model, not a curated record